UCCUGCCCGCUUCGCCGCUGAAGGUCGGUAAACAACAGACCUCGGUGGGGCGCGUUCCUGCACGGCUGGGCUCCGCCAAUCGCCGCCCAGCUCCCCCCCCCACGUGGUUCUCUUGUUUACUAUGGAGCGAGGAGCCACCGCGGAGGCUGCCGGGAAAACCCGGAGCCGGAGCGGCUGAUCAGACCUGGGGCAGGGGGGCAGGUGCCUGAACCGUCACUGAACAAAAAAGGAAGGACUUGAGAAAGUGAAAGUGGAGAUUUCCCAGCAGCUUCUCUUUAUUUCCCCCGAACUCUAAACGUCCUUCGGUUUCGGUUUCUGACCCCAGGGUAAAUUCAGGUGGGGCCCCGGUGACGGGCGGCAACGCUGGGGCGUUCUGGCUCUUCAGCCUCAGAUGAACGGCGACUGGCCGUGGCAGGUCAGGGACUCCAGAAAAACGGGGUUUCCUGCCUCCGAUCGUUUCACGUGCAGGAUUUUCUCCGAGCCUCCGGCGCUUCCCGAGGACGAGGAGAGACGCCGUCAAAGAGAAAAGGAAAGAGCAGACAGGAAGCGGGAGAGAGUUUAAUUUCAUUUUGUGAAUCCGUUGAUAAUCAUCUGCUGGCCCCCAUGUGUAUGUCAGGGCCCCUCGGGGCAGGACGCGGUCUUAAAGUCGUGGAAUCUGUUAUUUACUAGACGAAAGCACAGAUUAAUGAUCGUGUUCAAAUAAACAGCCAGAAGACCCUGAGCCGAUUUUAAGGCGCCCUGCUGAAGCACCGACCGGCGAGGUGGUUCGAGGUUCCAGCUGUUUCAGAGAGACAUGUUACCGAAGACUCGCCUGGGGAAGCGCUCUCCGCUCGGUGCGUUGGUGAACUCCAGCUGCCCGGCGGCAGGGGCGCACGCAAACCUGGAGACGGGGGAGGACGGCGCCACCGUGGCGACGGCGGCAGGGCAACAGCCCGUGAGCAGAGUCAAAGGUCACCCUGGACUGAAGGUGUAUUUUCAGUGUGGAGGAGGGGGUGAAUCUCCAGGUGUGGGGGAUCAGAGUGACGUUUCUGUCUGGUCUUCAUCUCAUCCCUCCUCCUCCUCCUCAGUGCCUCCGUCCAGCAGCAGAUCUGUCUCGUCCUGCAUCGACGUGCCCAGGAGCCAGAGGAGUCCAGAGGAGGUGGAUAUGGACGAGCUGAUGGCAGCCAUGGUUCUCAGCAGUUUGUCCUGCAGCCCUCUGCUGCACGGCUCAGCAAACCCAGACCUCGCAGCUCCUCCGAUGGACUGUGGAGGCGGCGAGCUCUCGGACAGCGGCAGCAGCGGCUACUGGAGCGUCGGCCACACCCACGGAAGCCCGGCCCCCUCUCCGCCAAUCGCAGAGUCCGACGUCAGCCCGGCCACGCCCCCUGACGAGGGGCUGGACAUGGAGAUGGAGCGGGUGCUGUUCGAAGAGCCGGCGCCGCGGAAACGCAGGAACUCAGUGAAGGUGGCCUACAGGUGUCUGUGGCCCACCUGCGGGAAGGGGCUGACGUCAUUGGUGGGAAUCAAACGUCACAUCAGGACCACACACCUGUGCCGCGGUGGUGAACACGAGCGUUGUUCUCGCAGCGAGGAGGAUUUUUACUACACCGAGGUCGGCCAGAGGGACCAUCAGCAGCAGCGUCAGUCUCCUCCACAUCCUCUCCCCACUGGCCCCGCCCCCUCCUCCCCCACCUCCUCUUCCCCCUCCUCCCCCUUCUCACCUCCCAGCCCUCCCCCUCCCUCCCCUCCUUCCCCCCCCUCCUCACCCUGUGCUGCUCUGAGUCGCUCCGCCCCCUCCUCCUCCGGCAGCUUCCGGCAGGUCCAAUCAGAGCACUCCUACCAGGCUCCGCCUCCCAACCAUGUGGUCUCGAUGGCAGCUUCCAACACGGCUUCCUGUCGUUGGACGGCCCCGCCCACCACCUGCCACAGCAGACAGAGUUUGUCGUUUCGGGUGCGUUCGGUCAGCGUAGGAGAGCAGUGGCUGCAGCACCAGAGCGCCCCCUGCAGGAGGGCUCGCGGUGAAGCCAAGAAGUGUCGCAAAGUUUACGGCAUCGAGCACAGAGAUCAGUGGUGCACGGCCUGCCGCUGGAAGAAAGCCUGCCAGCGCUUCCUCGACUGAGCCGAGAGGAGGAGGAGAGGGAGGAAGGGGAGGAUGGACAGAGGAGGACUGUUACCGAGGAGCUGAGCCUCACCUGGUGGAUGUUUUAUACUUUCUUAUAUCUGAAGCCAGAGGUCACUUCUUGUUCUCAUUUUUGUACUCUUUCUACAUUUGCUAGAAGCGUCUUUUAUAUUUUUGAACGUGUAUUUUGCAGCUGUUGUCAUCUCACAGAACCCGUGUCCUGUCAGUGCUUGCUGAUGAAAUGAUUAGGGGCAGCUAUGAUGUGACCUUUGACCCGGUCACCUGUUGACCUUGUAGCAGCUGAGUCCGUUUUUGCACCUGGCCGACUCUCCUCAGGUUAUCUUAACAAAACCAGCCUCUGCGUCAGGAUUGACACCUGAUAUAAACUCUUCAGUCAGUGCUCGGGCCUGGUUCGUUCAGACUGGGGUGUGUUUGAUGAACCGGAGGUGGUGGGUUAGCUUGCUUUGGGCUCAAAGGCCCCGUCGCGCCGACAUUUAAAGCUCUGACAACUCCAGCCCCCCGUCCAGGUAACCAGCCCCUGUCAGUGAGCCCCGCUGUUCGCAGGCUCUCAGACUGAUGGAAAAAGGCCAAUCAUUGCUGGGCGUCUUUAUUGAAACCACAAGUUUGUUUUGCUGGUCCCCAGAAUUCUGGGACCUGUAGUAUUAAACCACAUUUGCUGUUAACACCAGAAACUACAGGAGGCGCCAAAUCAGCCAGGACCGAAACCUUCCAGGUUGCCACUUUAACAAAAUGGAUGGAGUGAACUAGCAGCGUUUGGGGCCUCCGGAGGUCUGGGGUCCUGGGGCAGUUGGUGAUCCGGCCUUGCCAGUCGAGUUCAAAAGAGCACAGUGACUAACCAAAUGUUUGUAGUUGAGCUAUUGUUCCUCUCUGGCUAUAACACAGGCCAGUAACCAACAGCAGGGAGUUAGUAGCCAGUAUAAUUCAUGAAAAAGACCAUUAUUCAUAUUCAUUGGGGCAAAGUCCUUUCCAGCAAUCUCGACAGUAAACAAAAACAUUCUUUCUCAUAGCCUCAAUAAUAUGUAAAUGUGACCCUCCGGGCUCCAGUAACAGGCAGCAUUUGUUUUUACUGACCUCAGAGCUGACGCUAAUGCUAGCCAUCUGUUUCAGCACCGAAGAGUCGACUUCAUAAACCCCGAGGCAGUGGAGGAAGGAAGUGUGGGUCGGCCCAGAGCUGCUGUCCAAAAAAACUGAACACAUUUGUUUGAUAAAAAACAAGGUCUUACGGAGUCCCAUUGGUGGAUCGAUCUGCAGUUUGUAGAUUACCAACUGGCUCAGGAUCAGCUGGCCCCCGACACACCAAACCAGCCCGGCCUCCGUUGGGAUUUUGCGGCUGACCUUUGGAAGUAGCUUUUCGGGCGUUUUCGCACGUUGGCACCACUCGGCCCCUGUCUGAAGCUGGUUCCAGUUAAUCAGUGAUUUCAGUGGUUUCUUCACUAUUUUACACGCCAGUAUCAGUUUGCUAGUCUGGGCUGGUUUGACUCAGACUGCGAAACGGCUGUAUAAUGUCUACCGUGGCUGCGCAGGAAAACUAACCCUGCGGACGUCACGGUGACGUUCUCGGGGGGGUCUCAGCCCACAACUUGAUCAACUUGUUCAGGCAUCGGCGUCACUGAGGAGCAAAUCAAACUAAGACGGAUCCCUCAUUGUCUUAAUCUCGCGGCCCUGGUCUUGUAGAUACCCGGUGUCAAAAUCUCCUCAUCUCUUAGUCUUCGUUCUCACAUUGUGCAUAUUCCUAAGUAAAGUUGUGUUUCCAAACUGAUUGGAAGUACUUGACGCCAAGACGACCUCGAGCCAGUUAGUAUUGUUACAGCACUGGACAAGCUGCCAUGUUUAAUACAACCAAUACCCCAGUUCCACUGGGAGAGAUGUAGAUUCAGUGUUUUUAGGAGUUUGGCCCAUACUGGGGACUAAAGUCAGGAAGUCUUCGUCUCUGUAGCUUCAAUUGUGACCAAUGUUUUAUAAAUCUGUGUCAUCAAGAGUCCCCCAAAUGUUCUUUAAGUGCAACACUCAAUGCACUGAUAUUCUCUGGUUAUAUUGAAGAGUGACUGUUUAUUUUGUUGAAUAAAGUUUCUUGUUGGUGUUUGCAGCUGAAGGCGACGAUGAAAAGGACGACGAUCAGUCGUCCUUCGUCGGCACCGGGUUUUCGUGUCAGUGUUACUGUGUCGGGGCCCUUAAAACUGCUCCACAGACACCGAACUCUGCAAUAAUUCACACCAACUUUUAUUUCAAAGCCAUCAAUCAUUUCAUAAUAUCAGGUGUCAAAAUCUUCAAAUCUCUCCUGUCUUGUUACCUCCUCGGCAACGCCACGAAAUAAAAGAUAAUUAUCAUAAACUUCACUGUAAAUAUCACCUUCACUCUGCUCCUCUUUUCAUUUCCCUUCAGUCCUUUCUUCACGUGAGCUUCAGUUCAGUUUUUUAUUUAUUUUGGAAACAGAAGCCAUUUCCACUCCUCUCUGAUGAAACCACACGCAGUGUUAAUCAACGUCCGUUUAAUUACAAAUAAAAGGACACAAAAACACAGUGUUUUACACUGAAGCAUAUAUAUUUUAUUAUAUCGACAUUUUCCUGGUGUGUAUAUAAAUAUAUACUGGGCCCAUAUAUCCAAUAAUGUCCUGAGAUCCUGAAGCCUUUUAAACAGGUUUAUUUGCAGUAAACUGAGACAAAAGUUUGUAUUUAUAUUCUAUAAGUCCUGUUUGUUUAUGAGCAAGAAACGUAAAUGUUUAUCGUUGUAAUGGUUUCAUUUUAAGAUGAACUCUUUUAUACAUGAUGUGAAAUCCUGAUGUUGUUAUAAUAAACUGGAGAAGCUAAUAACUUUGGCUUUGGUCUGUCUUUACCUCAUGGCUCUAAUAUCAUCUCAGUGUUAUCUGAGGGUCAGUUGAGAAUUAGUAGACGCUGUAUAGGGA
Molecule: messenger RNA, 5021 nt
Organism: Xiphias gladius (swordfish)
Lineage: Eukaryota; Metazoa; Chordata; Actinopteri; Istiophoriformes; Xiphiidae
Gene: znf395a
Product: zinc finger protein 395a
Exons: 10
Coding region: 794-2098 (434 amino acids)
Biological process (GO): regulation of transcription by RNA polymerase II
Cellular component (GO): nucleus
Molecular function (GO): RNA polymerase II cis-regulatory region sequence-specific DNA binding; DNA-binding transcription factor activity
Source: RefSeq, a predicted model, not a curated record